GCUACAAUUUCUGGCAGAGAUCAGUUAACACAAUGCUAGACAGGCUAGUUGCCAAGAUAUUGAGACAGAAAUCUUACUCUGCGCAAAGUGCUGUCCUCACAGUGAAACGAUUACUGCAUGAUGCCCAGACCAGGAUUCACCCUUGCAUUUUGCAAGCGCUCGAAUGCAGGACUCCUGUUGUAGCAUUGGAAAGUACCAUUCUUACCCACGGAAUGCCACACCCACACAACAUCAGAACAGCAAAUGAAGUCGAGCAGAUUGUGAGAGAGAAUGGUGCCGUUCCAGCUACCAUUGGAAUUCUGAAUGGCAGGGUCCAUGUUGGCCUAACAGAGGAAGAACUUCAGUAUCUUUCUCAAAGCAAAGAUGCCCUUAAAGUAUCUCGAAGAGAUCUUCCUUAUGCCCUCAGCCAGGGUGCUUGUGGUGGUACAACAGUAUCUGCAACAAUGAUAGCUGCUCACAAGGCUGGAAUCAGGGUAUUUGUCACUGGAGGAAUUGGAGGAGUUCAUCGUGGUGCAGAAAUCACCAUGGAUGUCAGUGCGGAUCUGACUGAGCUAGGGCGUACCCCUAUUGCUGUGGUUUCUGCAGGUGUGAAGUCUAUCUUGGACAUUGGCAAGACACUGGAAUAUUUGGAAACUCAAGGUAUAUGUGUGGCCACAUUUGGGUCAUCUCGAGAAUUCCCAGCAUUCUUUACACCCAGAAGUGGGAUUAAAGCACCUUAUAAUGUAUGCAAUGUAGAGGAAGCAGCCAGCCUGAUAGACAGUAGUCUGAAGUAUGGCCUUUGUAGUGGGCUUCUAAUUGCAGUCCCCAUCCCGGAAGCCCAUGCAGCAUCUGGACAGGUUAUCGAAGAGGCGAUACACCAGGCUGUAACAGAGGCAAGAUCUAAUGGAAUUGUUGGUAAAGAUGUUACCCCCUAUAUUCUUCAAAGGGUUAAUGAACUGACCCAAGGGGAAUCCUUGAAAUUAAAUGUGUCUCUGAUCAAAAACAAUGCAAGAAUUGGAGCUUGCAUAGCAUGUGCCUUAAGCCAGAUUCAGCAAGGCAAUAAAAAAGCUAAUUCAGACCAGAACAAGAUGCUGUCAUCACUCUCUCGUCCUGUGGUGGUCGGUGGCAUCAAUGUUGAUUUCAUUGCAAAAUCAAAACAGAAAACAGUUGUGUUCAGUGAGCAGACCACACCUGGAACUGUAUACCAGUCGUUUGGUGGUGUUGGGAGGAACCUAGCAGAUUGCUUGACUCGUCUAGAUAUGAAUCCUCUUUUUAUCUCUGCAAUUGGAAUGGAUAUGCACUCAGAUUCAGUUCUUCGCUUCUGCAGUCACAUGGACAUGGCUGGUGUUGCCCGUUUUCAGGACCACAGAACAGCAACAUAUUGUGCUGUCAUUUCUGGCAGUGGAGAACUGAAGUUGGGUUUGGGUGACAUGGAGAUCCACCAGCAGAUAACGGAGCAGUAUGUUGCAACCUUCAGAAAAGAACUGUGCUCAGCCUCUUUGAUUUGCAUUGAUGGGAAUGUUCCUGUUUCUACCAUCGACUUUGUCUGUAGACUAGCAUGGGAGCACGGUGUAUCAGUGUGGUUUGAGCCAACAGAUGUUGACAAAGCUUGCAAGCCCUUCCUUUCUGACAGUUGGAAAUCCCUGACAUAUACAUCUCCAAACAUUGGAGAACUGAAAGCCAUGAAUAUGUCCCUUGGCCAGAGGGUUCCUUCAGAAAUGCCUGUUCUGUUGAAUGAUGUCAUUAAUACUGCACUGAUGCUGGCCAGGCCAUUGCUGGAGCAUCUAUUGUGUGUGGUGAUCACACUAGGACCACAUGGAGUUCUUCUGUGUGGCAGAAGUGAAGGAGGAAGAAUGCUGAUACAUCCACACAGAAAACAGAAUCCAAAAGGAAACGUAUGUGCUAUACAUUACCCUGCAAUCACAAUAUCUCAAGAAGAAGUGGUAAACGUUUCUGGAGCUGGUGACUGUUUUGCUGCUGGAAUGAUAGCAGGGAUCCUUUCUGGGAAAGAGAUGGACACCUGUGUGCGUAUGGCACUCUUUGCUGCUUUACAUUCCCUGAAAUCAAAUGAUGCUGUAUCCCCAAAAAUCAGCCCACUCACAGUUACCCCACAAGGUAAUACUGCCCAGUGCUUGCCAGAUGUAGGACCUCGAUGGAUAAAGUACUCUCAAACUAACAACUUGGAGGAUAUACUAAUAUGAUAAUAUUCGAAUGGAUGUGUCCUGCAUGACUCACAAAGUCAUUUUUAAUUUCAUUGUCUUAAGUUUCAUUAUUAUAGUUGGAGAAGGGUUGGCUUUUUUCUGCAAAACAGUAUAAGAUUCAGCACCUGGUUCUAAUGAAAGAUGUACAUAUCUUUUAAAAUAUAU
This is a messenger RNA of Protopterus annectens (West African lungfish), 2345 nucleotides long. Its product is annotated as pseudouridine-metabolizing bifunctional protein C1861.05-like. Gene Ontology annotation, molecular function: pseudouridylate synthase activity; kinase activity. The record is from RefSeq and is a predicted model, not a curated record. NCBI's taxonomy places the organism in Eukaryota, Metazoa, Chordata, Ceratodontiformes, Protopteridae. The coding region runs from base 33 to 2180 and encodes 715 amino acids. The transcript has 18 exons.